This is a messenger RNA of Closterium sp. Yama58-4, 4596 nucleotides long. The record is from the annotation of a GenBank genome assembly. NCBI's taxonomy places the organism in Eukaryota, Viridiplantae, Streptophyta, Zygnematophyceae, Desmidiales, Closteriaceae.
AUGCGAAUGGAUAUGGAACGGCAGGCAUCCGCAGCAGCAGCAUCAGCCACCCACGGCUCAUCCACUCGCCUUGACAUGGGCAUGGGCAUGGGCAUGGGCGUUGGGAUGGGCAUGGGCAUGGGCAUGAGCGGAAUGGGCAUGGGGAAGGGCUUAUCUGGUGUAGGUGCUACUGCUGCCUCUUCUUCCUCCUCUGCCGCUGCUGCUGCUGCUCGUCGUGCUGCUGUUUUGGAUCGGGCUAUGGGGGGGAGUGGAGGGCUGGAUGGGAGGGCGAUGGAGGGGCGAGGGGUGGAUUUACGGGACGGGAGGGGCGGUGCAGGAGGAGGGUCGGGGUCGUUUUUCGACACAGGGCAGAAGGCGAAGAAGAAACCAGGCUCGGGUGCAGGUUCGGGCGUUGGUUCGGGGGUUGGUUCGGUGCUUGACGGACCCACAGCGGAAACGCUUCGGAAAGUAUUAGAUGAUGAUGAUGAUGAUGAUGAUGACGAGGAGGAGGAGGAGGAAGAGGAGGAGGAAGAGGAGGAAGAGGAAGGGGAGGAUGAGGACGAAGAAGGGGACGAGGAUGAGGACGAUAGUGGUAGUGUGGUGGAUCGAAGCAUAAACGCCCCUCUGUACAAACGAUCAGCAACAGCUUCAAAAGUUUCGCGGGAAGAACUUUUCCACCUGCCCGUGCCCGACCCCAGCCAAUACAAUCGCUCGAGAAGCGUGCCGAAAUCCCACGACCGCCUUAAAGGGGGCAGAGGAGGUGGGGAUGGCGGAGGAACAUCGGCAGAAAAAGCCGAGCGAGGAGAGAAAGGAGAAAGGGGAGAGAGGGGAGAGAGAGGCGAGAGAGGGGAGAGGGGCGAGAGGGGGGAGAGAGGAGAGAAGGGCGAGAGGAGAGAAAGGUUGGGGUUGAGCAGAGGGGGGAGCGCAGGCGGGCCAACAAAGACCCUCUUUCUCGAAGCCAGCGGCUCCUCCUCCUCUGCUGGGUUUGGCCUCUCCCUCUCCCCCCGAGGAGGCGACAGAGGAGCGCGAGGAGAGAGGGGAGAGAGAGGCGGAGAGAGAGGAGGAGGGGGGGCGGCGGGGGCGGGCGGAGUGCUGACGGUGUCUAAGCCGUGGAGCCCGCUGCCUCUGACAGCGUCCAACCAGCUGGGGGGAGCGCGCGGGGCCAAGUCGUUCACCGGGGGAUCUGCCUUCCUGGAGUCGCUGCCUGAGGAGGACAAGAAGCUCAUCCGGGGAUUCAAGGUGCUGGUGGUAGAGGAUGACAUAGUCAACUGCACGAUAAGUCGCCAACUUCUCGAACUCCUCUCCUGCCGUGUGACCCUCACACGCAAUGGCCGAGACGCGCUUGAUCUCAUGCGGGGCGGAACAGACCUGGAGCUGCAGGCGCAGGAGGCAGCAGUGGCGGCCGCAGGAGGCGCGGAGGAGGGCGCAGAGGUGGCCCCGCAGUUUGACCUGGUGCUGAUGGAUCUGAACAUGCCUGUGAUGGAUGGGAUUAAAGCGGUGGAGCAGUUUAGGGAGUGGGAGGAGCUUGCGGAACCUCGACGGCAGGCCACACUCAUCUUUGCUGUGACCGCAAACGUCUCAGACGGCAACAUGGUGAAGUGUGCACAGAAGGGAUUCGACGAGUUCCUGAGCAAGCCACUGACGCCCGAGAAGCUGCUGAACCGCCUGCGCGAGCGCGACGGCUCCACGCGCGACAGGCGCGCGCGCGCAGGAGCCCUUUUCCCGCGCCCCCGCCGCCACUGUCGCGCAUCCGCGCUGGGGCUGGGGGCCGCGGGGGUGCUAUUCGCGCGCGACACUCCGCCUGGACACGUGGCACAGCGCGAGAUCGACCCAGUGUUGCGCAUUCGGGAUGAAACAGACGGGUUUGAUGAGAUCGACGGUGAGGGUUGGCUGGACGGUGACGCCACGGACGGCGACGACGCCUGGCUGGAAAACGGCCGUGUAUCGGCGCGAUCAAAUAUACUCGAUACGAGCAGCAGCAGUAACGCGAACAGCAGCAGUAGCAGCAGCGCAGUUUCGUCUAACGGCCAGUCGUGGUUGACGGAGGGGGAAGGCGGGUCGGCCCCAGGGGAAGAGGGAGUGCCCGCAGGGCCGCUGGGGGGGAAGCUGGGGAACGCGGAGCGGAAGGAGCUCCGCGCGUAUGCGCACCGCAUGGGCAGCCGAAUAAGCACGCACCAGAUUGGCAAGUGGGGAGUCACGUCCACAGUCAUCACCUCCCUGCAUGACGGCCUGGAGAAGCACGAAUUGCUCAAGAUAAAGAUUUCCGACAACUGCCCAGAUGAGGCAUGGGAGGUGGGGCAGAUCCUGGAGGAGAAACUAGCAGCUCAGCGCCUCUCCUACUCGGGAUUCGCGACCAACGAGGAUGGCGUACUCGUCGCGAAGCAAAGCCGGGUUACCCUUUUCAAGCGUAAUUCGCCGAACUCAAAAUCGUCUCCCUCCAACGGCAAAUCCGCGUUCGCGAAGAAGCAAAAGCAAGCCGAAGCAGAGAUGAUCGCGGCGGCGGCCAGCAAGCGCACCAAAAGCCCGAGCAAAGCCCGCUCCUUCAGCAGCAUCUUCGGCAGUCUCGUCUCGAAGCCCGCUGCGCAAGACACGCCAGUAGCGGCGGCGCCGUCGCUCACCAUUUUCUGCGCGCCGAAGCCCUACUCGUCAAUUCUUGAUCCCAAGGAUCCGCAGCCGGACAACCAGAUCCGCGCGCUGCGCUCCUGGCUGCGCCUGACGCCUUCCCCGAAGAUCGUGCUUCUGGGGAACGACUCGACUUUCUCCGAGCUCGCGCGUCGCUUCCCGAAGCAGGUCUCCGUGGAAUCCGCUAUCGAUACUAACUACUACGGCCUGCCGCAGUUUCACAGUAUCGUGGCGCGCGCGCAAGCGGCGGACACGGACCUGUCGAUGAUCAUCAACGGCGAUAUCAUCCUCCUUAACAACGUCUUCGAUGCAAUCAACAAGGUUCACAAGACGUUCCCGCACUGGGUGAUGACCGCGGCGCGGUGGGACGUGGCGGAGGAUUUUCCCUACACCUUCUUCCCCUCCAUGUGGGCGAAUGCGCGGAGCCGCGGUCCCGCGGCGCUCGAGAAGGAAAUCGCGGAGUAUGCGCGGACUAAGGGAUCGCUGCACACGUAUGGCGGGGUGGAUUUCUGGGUGUGGAAUAACUCCCCCGUGCAGCUUCACACGGGUAUCAUGCCGCCAUUCGCGUUCGGGCGCGGCAAGUACGACAACUGGUUCACGCACGAGAUCGUCGCAUCGGGCCUUCGCGAAGUCGUUGACGCGAGCGACGCGGUGACGUCCAUCCACGUGGCGCACUCCUACGCGCACGUGACGGAAUCCGCGGAGACGAAGAACGGCGCGGCGGCGCUCGCGGGGAAGAACUUCUGGAGCACGCGGAAGAAGAGCAGCUGGGAGCUCUUCGCGAACAUCCACCUCGCGCAAACCCACGGCUCUUACUCCAACCAGCUCGGAACCGCCCUCCACGUGCCGUGGAAAAUGUCUUCCUGCUUCGAGCCGGCCGUGAACAACAUGUGCCUGCAGCGCCGCCUCCGCCCCGCGACCUGCCAGUGCGAAUACUCCAACUUCGUCGAUAUCAGCCAGUCGGAUCCCAAGAUCGAUCCGUCCGGCCGCAGAUGGACCUGCGGCAGCGUGUCCGUCGAUAAGAAGGCGGAUUACUCGAUCCAGGCCGUUCCCACCCCGGGAUCCGCGGUGGGGCUGCCUCACACGGCGGCGCAGCUGCUUCAGCAGGUGGCGCGCGAGGUGGGGGGGCUGAAGGUGGUGAUUCUGGUCGCGGUGACCAUGGGGUACGCGGAGAUGCUCAUGAGCUUCGUGUGCCGCCUGCGCGGGCUGGGUCUGGCGGACAACCUCGUGGUUGCCGCGCUCGACGAGGACUUGUACCGAUUCGCCUUCUCCCAGGGGCUCGCUGUGUAUCACGAGCAGGUGAGCGUGGGCUACCAGGGACUCAACUCCAAGGACUGUGUGUUCGGCAGCCAGUGCUUCCGCCAGUUCACCAAGCUCAAGUCGCGCUCCGUGCUCAAGGUGCUCCAGCAGGGCUACUCCGUGCUCUGGACCGACGUCGAUAUCGUCUGGUUCUCCGACCCUCUCCCGGACCUCAUGAGCUACGGCCCGGGCACCUUCCCGAUCCAGAGCAACGAGCCGAAUGGGUCGAUUCCAGGCACGGGAAUUCGGCGGAUCAACUCGGGGUUCUACUUUGCUAGGUCUGAUCCGAAGACCAUAGAGGCAUUCGAGGCGAUCACAGCGCACGCUGCCACGACUAAGCUAUCUGAGCAGCCGAGCUUUUAUGAUAUCCUGUGCGGUGUGAAGGGAGAGAACCUGGUGGCUGGGAAGGAGGAGUGCCGGUGGCAGAACGGCCUGCGAACCAUUUUCCUCGACCGCAAGGUGUACCCGAAUGGUGCGGUUCACAACUACUGGGAGCAUGAGGACGUGCUUGGGAACUGCCUGAAGAAUGGAUGCACCAUCCUGCACAACAACUGGAUCGCAGGGAAGGAUGCUAAGAAGAACCGGUUCAUGGUGAACAAGUUCUGGCAUUACGAUCCUGAGAGGAGGAUGUGCACGUGGAGGUGGCACUCCAAGCUGCCUGCUGUGGCACAUGCUGACACUGUGCAAGCUCAAUAA